AUGGGCGUCUUUACCCAUCUAUUCCAAACCUACGCCUACCGGAGAGCAGCGGUCGACCAAGGCGUGAUUCCGGCGACUCGCAACUCUCGGCAGGAGACGGUCCCGGAUGCAGACUACUCGGAGAUAUUUCCACCAUCGCGGCGGCAUACCGUCUCGGAACUCCUUUGUACGCCCGAGAAUGAUGUCGACGACGUAUCCGUGCCCAACGGGCCGCUUCUGAGUAUGGAGUCGGACUAUCGUCACGCUGAUCCUUUGACCAAACUGUACAGCGGCUUCACCGUUGGUGAUGUCAAGGCGUUGGGAAGUUUCCCCGACUAUGCAAAGCUGUCCGGCGUUCCCGCACCUGCGUCUCUUCAGAAUUUCAACAUCGACACCGCUCGAGCAAGACCCUACCGGCCAUUCAGAUGGCCAUAUCACCAAACCAUGUCAUUACAAAGACUCGACCCGGAUUAUUGGCUAGAGUUGGAGAGCACCUACCGCGACCGCAUAGCUCAGCGUCGCCGUCUUUACCAACAGCACGGCAAAGACGUGCUGCAAGCCCUGCCGGGGUCAGAGCUCGCAUGCAAGGAGCUCAUGGAGAUGGCUUUGCAGUAUCUCACGCUGAAAUACCCGCACCAGUUCCAACUCAGGGACAACAUGUUUGUGAAUCGAAUCCUCGACACGACACACGACCUGUCGGCCGCGGACCCGCUUCACGUCCUGCUGGACAACCUGCCGGAAGACUUUGCAAUGACGAUGCGCGACGAGAAGACCGGACGCUACUGCUUACGAGCUGGCAUGAUUUGCUCCGCUCUUGGCUGGAAUCUGGGAGAGAAGAUGGGCAGGGGCCUGCCCGGCGUCCACAAGGGGGUGCCCGGCUACCAGGAGAAGCUGGCCUUGAGCGUGGAUCGCUUCUUCACCAAGAUGCCGGCCUCGAGCCCGAUCCAGAGAGGCUCCUGGGGCUUCGAGGUCGGCCAGCCGCUGUUCCUGCCCGCCGACCAUGCCGACUGGGGCCGUCGGAGCGUCCAGGACGAAUCGCUGCGUGAAGGAGACGUAUAUCUCCGAGUGGACUGGCAGACGCUGCGUCGGCUGCCGCUCUCUGGGGCCGUGGUCUUCAACUUCAAGGCCCUGUACACGCCUCUCUCCGAGUUUGUGGACGAGCCGUACAUCCCGUCCCUGGUCCUCAAGGUGCUGAACGAGGGCGACGAGGCCGUGAUGAAGUACAAGGGCACUUGGCACGUCGAGCAUGUCGUGAAACCCGCGCUGGCGAGAUAUGAGCGGGCACAGCUGGACAAGGGGUUGAUUGAGAAGGACUGGGAGGCACGAACGCUCGACGAGAGCCCGUUCUUUCCCGGGUGGCGGAGGAAGUGCCCCUAG
Molecule: messenger RNA, 1356 nt
Organism: Metarhizium album ARSEF 1941
Lineage: Eukaryota; Fungi; Ascomycota; Sordariomycetes; Hypocreales; Clavicipitaceae
Exons: 3
Coding region: 1-1356 (451 amino acids)
Source: RefSeq, a predicted model, not a curated record